This is a messenger RNA of Cicer arietinum (chickpea), 1595 nucleotides long. Its product is annotated as guanylyl cyclase 1. The record is from RefSeq and is a predicted model, not a curated record. Lineage: Eukaryota; Viridiplantae; Streptophyta; Magnoliopsida; Fabales; Fabaceae.
AUAUAAAUUAAUUGUUAUUCAUUAAAAGAAAUCGACACACUCGAGAAAUGGAAAGAAGUAGGAGAAGAAAACGUGAUGGACGGGAGUGAGAUCACGUAACAUGACGGAGUAGAUAAGGGACAAACAAAACAAAACAAAAGCCAAAUAAUUGUUCUCAUCAAAUUAAACAAAAGCUGUUAAAGAAAAUUAACAAAAGGACUAAAAAAAAAAGGCACCAACCAACGAAUUACUCGAACCCGUUUGUCUUCGCUUGAACGCGCGCUCACGCGCCUUCUUCACCGCCCCCUUGUAGGUAUAUACUGCAACUCUAUCAAUUUGGUUGGGACUCCACAUACACUACAAGAACUGCUCAUUUACCCUCUUUCGACUAUUUUGAUUUCCUUAGCUCUCUUUUGUAAGUAAAGAUUGUACAUAUUCAAUUUGGUUAUUGAUGUGGCCCAUAUACUUGCUAUUCAACAAGAUUCUUAAGCCGGAAGAUGAAAGAGAAAUAAAAGGAGAAAAUUUGAGUGUGAUAGAACCAUACCUGUAUCAGCAUUCAUCAUGUAACAUAGAUUCUCAUCCUCCUUCGCUACGGCGUUCACUUUUCAUUGAAGUACCUCACAUAAAUCAAAUAUAUACAUGGGAUUGUGGCCUUGCUUGUAUAUUAAUGGUUCUGAAAACUAUUGGUGACAACAAUUGCGAUAUUCAAGCACUGGCUGAACUAUGCUCCACAACUAGCAUUUGGACUGUUGAUUUGGCAUAUUUGUUACAGAGAUUUUCUGUUACUUUUUCCUACUUCACAGUGACAUUUGGUGCGAACCCAAACUAUUGUGUUGAAUCCUUUUACAAGGAGGAAUUGCCUAAUGAUCUAGAAAGGGUGGAUAUGCUGUUUCAGGAAGCAAUGGAGGCUGGAAUUGAUAUACAGUGCAGGUCAAUUAGUGAGCAAGAGAUUUCCUUUCUCAUAUUGUCUGGGAAAUAUAUAGCCAUUGCAUUAGUUGAUCACAGUAAAUUGAGUCAUGCAGGGCAAGAUGUUCAUGUCCCUGGCAUCUUCUGCAAUAACUCUGACUACACAGGUCACUAUGUGUUGAUAUGUGGCUUUGAUGCUGGAGCAGAUAUGUUUGAGAUUAGAGAUCCUGCUAGCUCUAGGAAACAUAAAAGGAUAUCUUCAAAGUCUUUACAAGAAGCUCGCAAGGCCUUCGGUACUGAUGAGGAUCUUCUCUUGAUAUCUUUGGAAAAGAGCAAGAACGAUCAUCAACCUCCUCUGCAACUUUCCAUCCAUUCCAAUACUGAUUCUUGAUUUUCUUUCCCUGUUUUGCGUAUGUAACAUACUCCUUGUGUAUGUAAGUUGCUAUACAUAGGUUCUUGUGUAUCCCAGUAAAAACCUCUCAAAAUGGCUUCUUCUGGGCUAUAUGCAAUGUGUAUGAACUCAUUACUCGUCAAAAAUGUAUAGUAAUGAUCAAUUCAUUAUAAUCUUAUUGUAAACUAUUUAUUAUUUUAUCCAAUAAACAUGUGAGUCAGACAACUCUGUCACUGUGGUACUGUACUGUAUUCGGCACUCAAUUGCAUUGUACUAUUUUGCCUGAAGUGAAGUUAAUAAAAAGUUAUUUACAUUCUAA